GUGGGGAGAUGCACCGGUCCAUACAAUUGCUGCAGCACUUUUCUUAAAGAAACAUCAGGUCCGUUAUUUUGAGAAAAUUGGGUAUAGCCAUUCUGGUCUUGUAAAUUGUCCUCGAGAAAGAGAGUUUCAAUAUAAAUGUUUAUGCUUUCCUGAAUAUAAUUAUGAAUCAGAUUGCAUUAAAGAGUGA
This is a messenger RNA of Racocetra persica, 187 nucleotides long. The record is from the annotation of a GenBank genome assembly. Lineage: Eukaryota; Fungi; Glomeromycota; Glomeromycetes; Diversisporales; Gigasporaceae.